UUUUUAAAACCACCUUGGUUAGCAGAUUACUUGGGUGACCCACUGGGCACUCCAUUGAUAGGUGUAUGUAGUGGAACAGGCUGGGACGUUUCACCGCACCAAAUGAGGUCAAAAGGUUCCAAACAACACUACCUACACGGAACCCGAUAUUUUCGUGCUAUUGCCUCGGAGAUACAGCCGCCCCCCAACGUGCCUGUGACCUCAACCAUGAUAAAACCACACUGGACAAAAACGUGUUUAUUCGCCCAACUCAGAAACACGGAAGCGACUCCAGCAAACCACGUAACGAUCGUCUGAAAUAUUUCAACUCGCUCAUAUAUAUAGAACGUGAGAGAAUGCAGCGGAAAAGAAUCUUAGGGCAACGUCAUCGUUACUGAUGCGAGGAAUUUAGCCUUUUACAUCUAUAACGUUACGUGAAGUAACGCUCAGCUUUCUAUAACGUUGCAGUGAAGCUUUCUUACAAUGGCUGUCACGCACAGAAAAGUCGCCUGUUGUGUUCUAGCGAUAUCUCUGUUGCUUUUUGUAUUGAGCAUCGUUCAUCUCAACAGUGAUCCUAUGUCAGAAGAUGAACCAGAGCUCUUUGUGCAGUUCAAGAAGUCAGGGAAGGAAGACGUUGAAAGCGAAGAAGGUGAACGACACUUCCAAUUACACGGACACAACAAACAAGGACAUACGACAGCGUCGGUACAAGACAGAGAUGCAGAAGAAGAGGACUAUGAAGGAGAAGGCAUUGGGGAGGGGGGCGAAGCGGAGGAGAGCAAUGAUAGCAAAUUGUCCUUCAGUGUGGUAUACAUGCAGCAUCUUACUGAUGAAUCUGCCAACGGUCCCGUAUAUUCAGGCUACAUGGCCGGGUUCGUGCUGACAGUUUCUGCUGUAGUGGUGCUGGGAGUUGCAGUCAGAGGUGCGAUGUUUCUCAAAAGACGUGGAAAGAGAAGAUCAACAAUAUCCUGAUGUCAUCGCCACUGUAGAUCACAGGUCGAUAUACGCAUCACGCAUGCGGCAUCAUACCGCAAUUCUGUGACUGGUAGAUCACAGGACGAUAUACGCAUCACGCAUGAGCAUCAUACCGCAAUUCAUCCUAGGAAACAUGUCCGUUCAUUCAACGUCAUCAGGCUGAGAAAUAUCGUACAUAAACUUGUCUUUCUUCCAAGUCAAAACAACUGGAAGGAAAUAAAAACAACCGUCUACUACCCUGUUUCAAAUGCCAGCACCUUUUUACCUAAGACGCAACUACGGUAGUGAGAAAAUAGAUUCAUAGGGUCGCUACUGAAAUGACAAAACAUGCCAAACAAUGAAAGAAAAUUAUUACUUAUCUAUGAGAGUGGUAUAUGUAUAGAAGGAAAACGCAAAAAUCUUAUUAAUCCUUCAAUCAUGGAAUGCAUACACAAUUCAAGUAGGCACUUCUUGGUUAAUAACUAUUUCUGACAUAAUCACACAAAGUUUCAAGCUAUAGCUAUAUCUCUUAUAUUAUAUAGUUAUAAUAAUUACAAAAAGUAUUUAAGCAACUUGAUUAGUUUUCAAAACGGACAGACGCUUUAGACAUCUUCACCUGUCUUUCGUCAGUCAAAAAUGAAGAACAUUACUAGAAUUGCACAUCGCACGAUCACACAGGCUAUGAUGACAAGAUUAAACCCUGAGUUUCCAAAGAGGUAGUUCAUGAGAAACGAGGCUCAUGUAACUAUGGGGAUCAUCACUGUCUAGACCGCCCGAUAUCCGUCAGCACAGGGCACUGAGGACCUUUGCUGUUUACAGAAGUUGUCUGUCAAAAACAGUUCAAGAGGCAUUCAGGUCGUUACAAGAAAAACGUUUCUGGUCACGCCAAGACGAAGAUCUCGACAUGCAUCUUCAUUUACCGUCACAACAUGUAUAUAUGUCUGCAGCCUCUAGUGGAAAUUUAAAGAAAAUGGAACAUUGACCGUAUGAUCAGCUGGAAGCUAAAGGGCCAAAAUUCUCCUAGUAGAUUAAUGAAGAUCAACUAUUCUCAGAUCAACAAUCCUUUGUUCCCAAGGAUCUAGGUCUCCACAGUGAAGGUGGACGUCUGAAAAAAUGUUGCGUUUCCAGCUACCUGAACGACACUAGCAAAAACCCUGCCGGCCUUUUUUGGGGGGGUUGGCGGCAGGCAAUUGACGUAAAUCUUUUUUUGCCUCUGAGUGAUGAAGACAAAUCAGAAUUCAAGUCUUGCAAGUUUUCUUACAGACGUCCUGUGUUUCUCUGUCUGUUAAUAGACUAAGUCUUAAGCAAUUGAUGAAACAAUGUG
Branchiostoma floridae (Florida lancelet) is the source of this 2257-nucleotide messenger RNA. RefSeq lists its product as uncharacterized. The transcript has 4 exons. Bases 463 to 951 code for a protein of 162 amino acids. The record is from RefSeq and is a predicted model, not a curated record. NCBI's taxonomy places the organism in Eukaryota, Metazoa, Chordata, Leptocardii, Amphioxiformes, Branchiostomatidae.